GUUUUAGAAUGAUCAAACGAUGCCCAUAACGUGCUCGAUUUGCCAGAAAGUAUGUGCAAAUCAACGUGGACUAAAUAUACAUAUUUCAAGAAAACACAGGCAGGAUGGAAUCACUGAUCAUGGAGGGAAAGCCGACAAAGGUACCACUGUCCAAGGCUAUUGUUCUGGAAUUACCGAAAAUCACGAGUCCAAUUUCAAUGAAGAAAUUUAUGACACACAUCGCCAAAGACCAUCAACUAUACAUCACCAAGGACCACAUAUUAUAGAAGGAAAUGAUGACAAACAUCGCCAAAGACCAUCAACUUUUGAUAGCAAGCAUCGCCGAGGACCAUCAACGAUAGAAGAAAAUGAAGAGAAAUAUCGCCGAAGAACAUCAACUUUAGAAGAAAAUGAUGAAAAACAUCGUACUGAGAAAGCAACUCCUGCAACGUGCGGAAUUUGUCAGAGGGAAUUUAAAAAUGAACGCGGACUAAGCGUACAUAUGUCAAGAAAGCACAAGCAGGGAGAUAGGCAUGACCAUAAAGAACCUCGCCGAAUUACAACAACGAUAGAAGACAAUGAUAAUAAACAUCGACCAAGACCAUCAUCGAUAGAAGAAAAUGAUGAUAAAUAUCGCCAACGAAGAUCAUCUAUAGAAGAAAAUGAUGAUAAACUUCGCCGAAGACCAUCGUCGAUAGAAGAAAAUUAUAAUAAACAUCGCCGAAGAACAUCGUCGGUAGAAGAAAAUGAUGAUAAACUUCGCCGAAGAACAUCGUCGACUGGAGGGAAAGAUGAAUCCACAGAAAAAAGUGAUGGGAAACCAAGCCCUCGCUCUACAGUUGAAGAUGACAGAAAAUUUCCAACAGUGAAACGUAUGCAUAAUGCCUGUUGUUCCCAUUGUGGCGACGCAGAUGGAGGCUCUACAAAAUCAAGACUUUUAGAAAACCACAUAUCAAUUACGUCACCGUCAAAUUCGAGUCUACCAUUUCAUGUGACAAACGUAACAAAGUACAUAGCAAUGCUCGAAGGAGAAAUUAAAAUUCGAAGAAAAGAUAACGCGUCGACAAGAAAAGGGGUCAACGAAUUCAUUGAAAGUUUAAAUAAAGCAAUGGACGGGAUUUCAAAUAUUCCCUUGAAGAUGCUCAAUUCUGGUUCUUACUAUGACAAAACAUCG
Messenger RNA from Saccostrea cuccullata (small rock oyster), 1153 nucleotides. RefSeq lists its product as uncharacterized. The transcript is spliced from 3 exons. The record is from RefSeq and is a predicted model, not a curated record. The annotation marks the transcript as partial. Lineage: Eukaryota; Metazoa; Mollusca; Bivalvia; Ostreida; Ostreidae.